Amaranthus tricolor (Joseph's coat) is the source of this 3322-nucleotide messenger RNA. RefSeq names its product B-box zinc finger protein 19-like. The transcript has 6 exons. The coding region runs from base 613 to 1233 and encodes 206 amino acids. Gene Ontology annotation, molecular function: zinc ion binding. Gene Ontology annotation, biological process: regulation of DNA-templated transcription; photomorphogenesis. Gene Ontology annotation, cellular component: nucleus. The record is from RefSeq and is a predicted model, not a curated record. NCBI's taxonomy places the organism in Eukaryota, Viridiplantae, Streptophyta, Magnoliopsida, Caryophyllales, Amaranthaceae.
GCCAUACAAAUGAGAUAGACUAUUCAACCCAUGCAUAUACAAGACACAUGUCUCAAUAAAAUCGUCUCAUACAUGAUUUUAUUGAUUUAAAAAGUUAAAUAUUCUUACUAUUGAAUAAUAGUGAAGAUGUACACAUCAUCAUUAUUCAUCCAUCCUAUUACCUCUUUGAUCGCUUCCAAAAAGUAAGGCAAAUAAGUUGUACAACAAAAGACAAGACAGAGAAAGAAGUAGAAACCAAACAUUAAGAGAAAGAGAGAAGAUUUAUAGUAGUAGACUAGUAGUGGAUGAUGAAACAGGCAACAUUCAUCAAGCUGGUACUUCUUUCAUCCAACCCAACAUUUCAUCCAUUUCUUUCCUCUUAAAUACUUUUUAUUUUUAUAUUUACAUAUACAAUUAAAUUGCCCACUUUCCCUUUUCCUUCCUUUAUCACUAAAAUUUGGAUUUUAGUUCAAUUUCCAUUUUCAUGAAAGAAGAACCCUACUUUUGCUGUUAAAGUUUCAAUCUUUAUAACCUAGUUUGAUUUUAUUUGUCUUAUCCGUUAUCCAAAUUCAAAUCCAUGUACUUUUCUUUCAAAAUUGAUAAUUUGUGAAAGAGGGAGAAGUCGAGACAGAAAUGAGGACACUUUGUGAUGUUUGUGAAGGUGCUGCUGCCAUUUUCUUUUGUGCUGCUGAUGAGGCUGCUCUUUGCCGUGCUUGUGAUGAGAAGGUACACAUGUGUAACAAGCUUGCUAGUCGACAUAUACGUGUUGGGCUUGCUGCUCCUACUGCUGUACCAAAGUGCGACAUCUGUGAAAAUGCUCCAGCCUUCUUUUAUUGUGAGAUUGACGGGAGUUCCCUUUGCCUGCAAUGCGACAUGGCUGUUCAUGUUGGUGGUAAAAGAACUCACAGACGGUAUCUUUUAUUGAGGCAGAGAGCGGAGUUUCCAGGGGAUAAAUAUGGGAAUGGUGAACACGUGGGCUUACAACAGGUUGAUCGAAUGGAAGUUAGGAGGGAACCAAAUCAAUCACCAAAUGCAACCGUGAUGGACAAAGAGCAAAAUCAUGUAGUAUUUGUAGACGGGAAUGUUGUCCCUGAUGCUCAAAUGGACAACAAAAUGAUUGAUCUUAAUGCCAGACCCCAAAGGAAUGUCCUGCAGUCUUCCAACAAUCAGGGAAUGGAUGAUGUUCCUGAAGCUAAUGGUGAUUCGGCCAGCUUUGUUCCCGUUAACUCUUUAAAAAGCGAGCCAGAGAAAUGAGCCAGAAUGCUUGGACACUGGAGGUCCCAUAAACCCGGCGGGCUGUUUUCAGGUGAAAUGUCCAUACCCUUGGGACUUCAAAGUUGAAGCUUAUUCUUGCAUGUAAAAAACACCAAAAUCAUAGGCUUUAAAAAACAAUCAUUUGAAGUCUCUUAGAUGCCAAGGCCAUGCUCCUUGUGGACAAAGUCCAAUUAUUUAGCCUUUAAACUAGGGCGUUCUGUAAAAAGCCAUCUUAUUUCGGCCUGCCAACCAUUUUUACCACCAUUGAAGUAACUACGGAACUAGUUAUGGAAACUGAUGGUGUUAUGGUGUUUCGAGUACAUUAUCACACAGGUUGAGACUCCACGUAUGUGAAUAUAUGCAAGUUAUCGUAAAUUAGCGUGGAAGAGAUAAAAUAACCACCUCACGGGUAUACAAGGAACUACUGGCUUCGCCCCUACACGGGAAAAGUGGUUUUGGGAUGAAACAUUGUUUGAAAUUGUAAGUAGUAUACUCUUUAUUCUCUUCAUGGAUGUAGCUUUUAAUUCAUUUCGUAACUUGCUAUCGGAUGCAUAACCUAGUAGGCUUUUACGAGUAAUGCUAACAUCGAAAUGAAAAAUUUAUAUGCCGAGGUGAGCUACUUGUUUCAGACCCUUCGUUUUUAAGAGUUUUCAUCGUACGCUUAAAAACUGUACAUACAUAUUUGGGCGUACAGGAGAACUCUUGAGAACAUAGUAGUUAGUAGUCCCCUUAGUAAACAAGUUUGCAACGUAUAAGCACGAAUUUGUCGUGUAUCUUGGCUGCAAGUGAAAAUUGUAGAAUAAGAUGUAUUUUUCGAAAAAAUAACGUAUAUGUGAUCCAACAUCAAAAUAUUAGAGAGAAGUUGACUAAUAUAUAAGAUUGAUGGUUUAUUUCUUUUAUUAGGAAUUGGUUUUAGAAAAGAACUGUGUGCAACCAGUUCUCCUAUUAUGUGGGUCAUGUAAAAUUUGACUAACAUAUAAGCUUGAUGAACUUUUCUUAUCACCAAUUAAUUUUAAGAUGAAAUUUCAUUAGAUGUGACCAUUUUUUUUGUUUGCUAGUAAUAAUAACGAACAUACUUAAUCUCAGUUUUGACAUGAAGACAGCUUAUUUUGGAAAUUAAUCAAAAUGUUAGGUUUCUUUUCUUUGGAUGAGUCAUAGGUAGAAUAUUGAUCUCAGUUAUGAUCAUUCUUGCAACUUUAACUUGACUUUUAAAGAAUCUCUUACAACAAUAUAUUAGAAGUAGAAUACUAAAAUAUUUACCAAAUGAUAAAUGAUUAAACAUCAAAAUUAUAUAUAAUUGUGAAUUACAAAUUCAUUUUUAAUUCUAAAAUAAUCAUGCUUUGCUAACAAGCACUAUUCGAAUUUUCAUUUAUUUUUAUAAAUUUGCUAUUAAUACUGAUAUUUUCUCUCAUAAUAUAUCAUUAUUAAUAGCAAAUUCACACGGAGAAUAGUCUUGGACCUCGAUAAGGUAGGUCACUUUUUCUUUUGACAUUUUCCAUACAAACGUCCACUACAUUUCAAAUCCUCACAACAAGGCCCAAUAAGAAAUGCACAAUUCACCCCUUCUUUUAUACAUAUGCUCCUAUAUUUGCUGAAUCUAGCUUCCACGGGUUGGACUGCAAAAGAUUUCACACACAAAUAUUAUUACCAGUUCAUCUUGUAUAAAUUUAGCGCACCCUUAAUUUUUUAAUAUUCUUUUUAUUAAAUAAAUUAUUCUCUUUAAGAAUUGAAAAAUUCAAAGGAAUUUUGUGAGAUAUAUAUAAUUGAUGAUAUAUAUCUAUGCGAAAUCUUAUUAGAUUCUUGUUGAUAUAUACUUUUUUAUUUUAUAAGUUUUAUAAUGCAUAUUUAUUUUGAAAACUAUGAAAAAUAAAUAGGAGGAAAAAAAAAUGUAGGGAAUAUUAGCCAAGUACUAUUACUCUCAUCAUUUAUCUAUGAAUAAAAAACAUUAUACUUGCUUGAAAAUUUUGCUUCAAAGGAAUAUUUUUUUUAUAGAAUUAAUCAUAAUUGAAAUCUUAUAAUAACGAAUGAUUAAAGAUAAAAAUGGAUCGAAUUAAAAGAAGAUAAAAGUGGGUAAAAUAUAAUAUUAAAG